This is a messenger RNA of Alnus glutinosa, 688 nucleotides long. RefSeq lists its product as uncharacterized. NCBI's taxonomy places the organism in Eukaryota, Viridiplantae, Streptophyta, Magnoliopsida, Fagales, Betulaceae. The record is from RefSeq and is a predicted model, not a curated record. The transcript has a single exon. The coding region runs from base 110 to 463 and encodes 117 amino acids.
AGCAGCAUUUCUUUUGCAAAACGUUGGAAUCCUAUCUCAGUUUCUCCCAGUCUCACUCUCACUCUCAGUCUCAGUCUCUCCACAGUAUUCGCUCUGUAUUAAUUAGCUCAUGUUCAUGGUCAUGGUUGUGUUCUUGGGGAGCAAAGAGGGAUGGUUUGCAGGUGAUCAUCCGGGGCCCCAAGUUGUUGAUACACCACCGCCUACAGUGGAGCCGAACCGCUACACGCAUCGAUCGAUCGAGACACUGGUGGUGGUUCUAGCAGUGAUAACCAUCGUAGGUGUCAUGGCAGGCAUUAUUGCCCGGCUGUGUGGCGGGCGGCAUUUCGGCAACAAUGGGGAGAACGACAUAGAAGGAUGGGUAGAAAGGCGGUGUAGGAGUUGCAUUGAUGGUGGAGUUCCGGCGGCAGUACCCCCUCCGGUGGAGCCCAAGCCAGCAGCAGCAGCAGAAGAAGCAAAAAAGUAAAAAAAAAUAUUGUAUUAUUUAGUUUUAGACGGUAGUGACUGUAGAAGCAGCUUAAUCAUGCGUGCUCCUUAUAAACUGAUCAUCUUUCCUUUCCAAUUGAACUGAGUGAGUGAGUGAGUUUCUCUUGUCCCAAAUCAAAGAGGUUUUUUACUGUCCUAGAUUUCUAGUUCCACCAUUAUAAAAUUUACUUCUAUCACUAUUUUAUUUAUCAGUUUAAACUUUUAG